Molecule: messenger RNA, 2036 nt
Organism: Myripristis murdjan (pinecone soldierfish)
Lineage: Eukaryota; Metazoa; Chordata; Actinopteri; Holocentriformes; Holocentridae
Gene: etv7
Product: ETS variant transcription factor 7
Exons: 9
Coding region: 150-1370 (406 amino acids)
Biological process (GO): cell differentiation; regulation of transcription by RNA polymerase II
Cellular component (GO): nucleus
Molecular function (GO): DNA-binding transcription factor activity, RNA polymerase II-specific; sequence-specific DNA binding
Source: RefSeq, a predicted model, not a curated record
UAGCAGUUUUAUUUCUUCGUAAAUAAUAUUUAGGCUUACUCGAAGAGGGAGAGUUUUAGUGAGUUUAACCUGCAGCAUUUAAAGAUAUCUGACGAGCUGUAUGAGUAUUUGUCAGAAAAAUCCGCCAACUUUUAUGUUAAAUUGAUAAAAUGGAGGACGUUUCCCCGUCACCUUUGGUCAAGCAGGAAAACAGAGGAGGCAGUCCUCUACACACAAUGCCUGACAGGGAGGCUGGGAUUCCCCGCAAUGAGGAUCACUCCCCCUCUUCUCAGCUUCCUGUGGUCAGCCCCCCCACCCAAGAGGACCUGUGGCAUCUACCUGGGCGGCUGCGAAUUAACCCGUCUUUGUGGGAUAAGGAUGAUGUUGCACACUGGCUCCAUUGGGCUCAGAAGGAGUAUUCCCUGCGUCGGCCUGAGAAGGGACGCUUUGAGAUGAACGGCCGAGCCCUCUGUCUUCUCACCAAGGAAGACUUCAGACGACGCUGCCCAAGCUCAGGUGAUGUGCUAUAUGAGAUCCUGCAGUGUGUGAAACAGCAGAGGAGGAGUGUGGUCUGUAAUCCUCCAAAUCCUUCACCCCCUGGUCCCAGCAUUAUUGCCGUUUCCGGCCGCUUCCUAAACCCUCUCACCCCACAGAACCAAAAUCACAAAGUCCAGGAACCCCUGCCUCCCACUGUCAAUGGGAGCCAAGUUUCGGUCACCUUCACCAGCACAGCGUCUGUAGCUCCUGUAACCAGUGUGGCCAUCCAGCCACAAACCAUGUCACCUCUCAGAGAUCACCCCACUCCUUUUGACACACACUCUGCCUUACACACACACAGAACUGUCUCUACAUUAUCUCAAAACCAAAUACACAAUCCUCCCAAAGACCACAGCAUAAGUCAGGAACCUCUCAACUUGUCCAGUCGAGAGAAGGCAAGGGCCCCGCUGUGUGAAGCCAACGGCCGCAUCCCAGAUUGUCGGCUGCUGUGGGACUACGUGUACCAGCUGCUCUGCGAUGAGCGUUAUCAAGACUACAUUCGAUGGGAAGAUCAGGACAGCCAGGUGUUCAGAGUGGUCGAUCCCAACGGACUGGCACGUCUCUGGGGCAACCACAAGAACCGUGACAACAUGACCUAUGAAAAGAUGUCCCGUGCUUUGCGGCACUACUACAAACUCAACAUCAUCAAAAAGGAGCGAGGACAGAAACUGCUCUUCAGAUUUCUGAAGACCCCACAGGACAUCAGGAAACAUCAGGCUGACCCCGCUGAAUCCCCUGAGUACACACCAACUCAGGACAGGCACUCUGCAGAACACACUCCUCCACAUGAGUUCAACGAAGAUCACUUUGAGGUGUCGCCUGGUCCUGCCUCUCCAGAACCAAACGCCAUCUAGCUGGAGCCCUAGUGAGCUCUAGUUGGUGUAUGGUGUCUUGUGUGCAUGUGUGAUUAAAAUCCCACCAUAAAUUCCACCAAAAUGCCACCACUGAAUGCACCAGUGGGGGAUGUAGCAAGUGAGACACGCUCAGAGGAGGUUGUGGUAUGAUUUAUCUCAUAACAUUAAAAUCCUUCAGCUUCAUUCAGUGGCUCAUGUAUAGUAUAAGUUUACACAGUAUACAAGUGGCUAUAGUGUUUUGGAGAUGUUGCACUGAGAAAUUGUUUCGAAUCAAUGUAAGUAUUACUAUGAUCUGAAUAAACACUAACAAUCAGGGCCCAGGAAGGCUGCGAAAGCAACUGCAUCUCUACCAAAUCAGACAAAUCAUCUUUAAAACCUAAAUAUCUCCGGCUUGCUCAACAUUUACAUUCUAUUGCAGCAGAUACACAUAUCUCUUUUCAGGUGUAGGCCUUGUAACUAAGCGUUGGAAAUGAGUGUGCUAAUUAUGGGAUGUCAGGUUGGAAGAAGCAGGGUGGAGUAAUUAUUGUUUAUAGAGUGUAAUGUUCUGUAACUGUUUGAAUGCUUGGAAUGCUACUGGCUUCGGCCUUCAAUAUAGCUUAAUUUAUGAACCAGGGUUGACGGUGGGUUUAGCUUCAAAUGGAGCACUUGUCAUAUAUUUUUCAGCUG